UCUCCUGGUCGACAGGGAGCGGAGAGUUGGCGAACAGAGUGGAUCAGAGUCGCUGUUGGGGACUAGUGAGCUUCUCACACAGCUGUCCGGAGGAGAGCUGCGGAGGGAGUCUGGAAACAUAUGAUCUGAGAAGGUGUUUUGUGUCCUCUUGUCUGCUGCUACCAGGAUGCAGUUCUCAGUCAGACUGAGCUUCUGCCUGCUGGGCUUCGUUCUCGUCUCUCUGUUCCCUCAGCCAGCGCAGGGCCAAGUUUCAUCGCCACGGCGAUUUCGUGCCAAAAUCCUGAGCCCCACCAAGCUGCAGGUGUCGUGGAAAGAGCCGAAAGGAGAGUUUGAAAGCUACAAGGUCAUUUACACCACACAGCCAGGUGGAGAACAGAAGGAGGUUCAGGUGUCUAAGAAGGGAGCAAAGCUGCUCAUCGAGGACUUUGACCCCUCUAAAGAAUACAACUUUAAGAUAAUUGCACUCAGUGGAAAACAGCAGAGCAAGCCACUUCAGGCUAAACAUGAAGCUCAGCGAUCGGGCGUCGAGGUAGUUCAGUCCCAGAGGACACAAGACAGCCAUGUCACUCAGGAGAACAACGAGAUCUCAGAAGCUGAAGAGGGGUUUAUGUGUAAGACUUCUGCCAUAUCCGACAUUGUUAUUCUGGUGGACGGCUCGUGGAGUAUUGGCCGAAUCAAUUUCAGACUGGUCAGGACAUUCCUGGAAAACCUGGUCAGGGCCUUCAAUGUGGAGUCUGACAAGACCAGGAUUGGCCUAGCUCAGUACAGUGGAGACCCCAGAAUCGAGUGGCAUCUCAACGCACACACCAGCAAAGAGGCUGUGAUCGAUGCAGUGAAGAACCUGCCUUAUAAAGGAGGAAACACACUGACAGGUCUGGCUCUGACCUUCAUCCUGGAGAACAGCUUCAAACCAGAGUCUGGAUCCAGGCCCGGCGUUCCCAAGAUAGGAAUCCUUAUCACUGACGGGAAGUCACAGGAUGACGUGAUACCCCCAGCACAGAGCCUGAGGGAUGCUGGGAUCGAAGUGUUUGCCAUUGGUGUGAAGAACGCUGAUGAGAACGAGCUGAAGGCCAUCGCCUCUCCUCCUGAGGAAACUCACGUCUACAAUGUGGCGGACUUCAGCGUGAUGAGUGACAUCGUGGAAGGCCUCACCAAGACCGUCUGCGAACAAGUGGAGAAGCUCGACAAGCAGCUCAAAGGGGGUGGAGAACCUGCCCCCCCGCCCAACUCUGUGGCUCCGCCCCGUGACCUGGUGACAUCUGAGAUCACAGCUCGCAGUUUCCGGGUGACAUGGACUCAUGCACCGGGCCAGGUGGAGAAAUACCGCGUGGUCUACUACCCAGCCAGCGGAGGACAGCCAGAUGAAAAAGUUGUCCAGGGGACAGAAAACAGUGUGGAGCUGAACUACCUGAACUCCCUGACGGAAUACCAGGUGGCGGUUUUUGCCAUCUACCGCAGCUCAGCUAGCGAGGCACUGAGAGGAAGUGCUACCACACUGGCCCUGCCCAUGGUGAACGACCUGGAGUUGUUUGAGAUCACUCACAGCACCAUGAGGGUCCGCUGGAAGACCGCUGCCGGGGCUUCUGGGUACAUGAUCCUGUACGCUCCACUGACUGAGGGAGAUCCUGCAGACGAGAAAGAGGUGAAAGUGGCGGACUCAGUGAACGAGGUGGAGCUAGAGGGACUGACUCCAGCCACAGAGUACACUGUGACGGUGUACGCUAUGUACGGAGAGGAGGCCAGCGACCCGAUGACCAGCCAGCAGACCACAUUGCCACUGACCCCGGCGAAGAACCUGCGUUUCUCAGACGUGGACCACAGUUCCGCCCGGCUCACAUGGGACUCCACCUCCAGGAAGAUCAAAGGCUACCGCAUCAUGUACGUCAAGACCAACGGAGUCCAGACCAAUGAGGUGGACGUUGGCCGCGUGACAACCUGGUUCCUAAGAAACUUGACCUCCCUGACGGAGUACACAGUUGGUGUCUUUGCCAUCUACGAUGAGGGACAGGCUGAAGCUGUGACUGACAGCUUCACCACAAAGACGGUCCCAGACCCGCUGGAUCUGAGGAGCAGUGACGUCUCCACAGACAGCUUCAGGGUGUCAUGGCAACACCCAGCGUCUGAUGUGGUUCUGUACCGACUCAUCUGGACGCCCACCGAUGGAGGAGACAGUGAAGAGGUUCUGGUGAACGGAAACAUUAACACCUACCUGAUAAAAGGACUCAGCCCCUCAUUAGAAUAUGAAGUCCUCCUUGCUGCAAUCUACAGUAACGAGGUUGAGAGUGACGAGGUGAUCCUCGUAGAGACCACCGUUGAAAGAACAACCACGGUUGCUACGACAACCACCACCACAGAAGCUCCUCGUUUCGGGGUGAAGAACAUGAGGAUCGAUGAGGAAACCACCUUCAGUAUGCGGGUGGCCUGGCAGGCUGUCGACUCGAGGAAUGUCCGACAUUAUCGACUGAACUACAUCAGUGCCAAAGGAGACCGAGCAGAGGAGACGAGGACGGUGCCCACAGGUCAGAGCAGUCUGGUUCUGCAGCCUCUCCUGUCAGAUACGGACUAUAAAAUCACCAUCACUCCUGUGUACCCUGAUGGAGACGGGCCGACAGCGUCACGAAUGGGACGAACACUUCCUCUUUCAGCUCCUAAGAACCUGCGAGUGUCAGAGGAAUGGUACAAUCGCUUCAGGAUCACCUGGGACGUUCCGCCUUCACCCACCAUGGGCUACAGGGUCGUGUACCAGCCUGUAUCUGCCCCUGGAGCAGCCCUGGAGACGUUUGUGGGAGAGGAUGUGAACACCAUGCUGAUCGUCAACCUGCUGAGCGGGACGGAGUACAGUGUCAAGGUCAUCGCCUCCUACACCACUGGAUCCAGCGAGGCCCUUUCAGGGAGGGCCAAGACCUUGUACCUCGGGGUGACCAACCUGAGUGCAUAUCAGGUGAGGAUGAAUGGUCUGUGCACCCAGUGGCAGCCUCAUCGACACGCCAGCGCCUACCGAGUGGUCAUCGAGUCACUGCUCAAUGGUCAGAAACAGGAGACGAACCUGGGCGGAGGAGCCAACAGACACUGUUUCAACAACCUGAAGCCCAACACGCAGUAUAAGAUAAGUGUGUACGCUCAGCUGCUGGAUGGGACUGAAGGGCCGGCCAUCACUGUUACUGAGAAGACAUUACCCGUCCCAACCCCGGCACCGACCAAGCCUCCCACCACCACGCCGCUGCCCACAAUCCCCGCUGCCAAGGAAGUCUGUAAGGCAGCCAAAGCGGACCUGGUCUUCCUGGUUGACGGUUCCUGGAGUAUCGGUGAUGAAAAUUUCCUGAAGAUCAUUCGUUUCUUGUACAGCACCACUGGAGCUCUGGACCGGAUCGGCCCUGAUGGCACACAGGUGGCCAUCGCCCAGUUCAGUGACGACGCCCGGACUGAGUUCAAACUGAACUCGUACAGCGACAAGCAGCGACUGCUGGACGCCAUCAACAAGAUCUCCUACAAGGGAGGAAACACCAAGACAGGUCGAGCCAUCCAGCACGUGAAGGAAAACAUCUUCACAACAGAGGGAGGAGUCAGGCGGGGAAUCCCCAAUGUCCUCGUUGUCCUCACUGACGGCCGAUCUCAGGAUGACGUCAACAAGGUUUCCAAGGAGAUGCAGAUGGAAGGCUACAUUGUGUUUGCUAUCGGCUUCGCUGAUGCUGACUACGGGGAGCUGGUGAGCAUCGCCAGUAAACCCAGCGACAGACACGUCUUCUUCGUGGACGACCUGGAUGCUUUUAAGAAGAUCGAAGAGAAGCUGGUGACCUUUGUGUGUGAGGCCGCCACUGCCACUUGUCCAUCUGUACCGAUGAGCGGAAGCACAACGCCAGGCUUUCGUAUGAUGGAGCUGUUUGGGCUGGUGGAGAAUCGGUACAGCAGUGUCUCUGGUGUUUCCAUGGUACCUGGCACCUUCAAUACCUUCCCCUGUUUCCACCUGCACAGCGACGCUUUCCUAGCACAGCCAACCAGGUACAUCCAUCCUGAAGGGCUGCCCUCUGACUACACCAUCACCAUGCUGUUCAGACUGCUGCCCAACACUCCAGAGGAGCCCUUCGCCCUCUGGGAGAUUCUCAAUAAGAACAACGAGCCGCUGGUGGGAGUCAUCCUGGACAAUGGAGGAAAAACUCUGACGUUCUUCAACAACGAUUACAAAGGAGAGUUCCAGACGGUCACCUUCGAAGGGCCCGAAAUCAAAAAACUCUUCUACGGCAGCUUCCAUAAGCUCCACAUUGCAAUCAGCAAGACGAGCGCCAAAGUGGUGAUCGACUGCAAGAUGGUGGCCGAGAAAAACAUCAACGCAGCGGGAAACAUCUCCAUAGACGGACUGGAAGUUCUGGGCAGGAUGGUCCGCUCCAGAGGGAACAAGGACAACUCUGCACCGUUCCAGCUCCAGAGCUUUGACAUCGUCUGCAGCACUUCGUGGGCCAGCAGAGACAAGUGCUGUGAACUUCCUGGUCUGAGGAAGGAGGUAGACUGCCCGGCCAUGCCCAAAGCCUGCACCUGCACCCAGGACAGCAAAGGCCCCCCCGGCCCUGCUGGACCACCAGGAGGCUCCGGAAUCAGAGGAGCCAGAGGUGAUCGGGGAGAACCGGGCCCGGUGGGGCCAACUGGUCCAGUAGGUGAUACAGGUGUACCAGGACCUCAGGGACCCCAAGGACCACAGGGACCCAGUGGACGCUCUAUCAUAGGACCCACAGGCCCUCCAGGAGAGAGAGGACAGAAAGGUGAUGCUGGACAGCAAGGAACACAGGGAGUUCCUGGCAGACCUGGAGCUCAGGGCAGAGAAGGACCCACAGGACAAAGGGGACUGCCAGGCAAAGACGGCCCGCCGGGCAGACAGGGUCCUUCGGGAACUAUCGGGACUCCAGGAGGCCCAGGGGCCCAAGGUAACACAGGUCCUCCAGGAAAACAGGGAGAACUGGGACCACCGGGUCCUGCUGGAGGCAAAGGGGAGAAAGGUGAACGGGGCGACCUCCAGUCGACUUCCUCAGUUCAGGCCAUCGCCAGGCAGGUCUGUGAGCAGCUGAUUCAGAGCCACAUGGCACGCUACAACUCCAUCCUGAACCACGUGCCCAGUCCGCCAGUGUCCAUCCGUACUGUGCCGGGACCCCCAGGAGAGCCGGGCAGGCAGGGAACUCCAGGGGCCCAGGGAGAACAGGGACCCCCAGGAAGACCCGGCUUCCCAGGACAGAACGGACAAAACGGGCAACCAGGAGAAAGAGGUCAACUAGGAGAAAAGGGUGAGAAAGGAUCUCAAGGUGUUGGAAUCCAAGGCCCCAGAGGACCUCCAGGAUCCCCCGGUCCACAAGGGCAGGGCAGACCUGGCAGCCAGGGUCCCUCAGGGCGACCUGGAAAUCCUGGAACUCCCGGUCGGCCCGGAGUCCCCGGACCCGUCGGCUCCGCUGGGCCUCCCGGCUACUGCGACCAGAACUCCUGUAUGGGCUAUAAUGUUGGAGAGGGUGAGGAUGUCACUGACGGCGGCGCUAUCCCCGCAGUCCAACUGCCGCCCAACGUCUUCCAGAACUACGGCGAGGUCGAGGAGGACGAUCCCUACCGCUACUACCAGCCCAACUACCCGGCCCCGCGGCCCGUCGCCCCUGACGACCCUGCGCUCGCCCAAGAUGACUACGAGCUGAGGUCCCCCGGCGUCCACCGCAGCGCCCGGAGCCUGGACGGAGAGGAGGAGAGAGCCGGGCCGAAGAGGAGACUAAAGAGAGGAGCGAAGACGCUGUCUGAACUAAUUAAAUGAGAGGAGCUGAUUGGAGGACGGAGGGCUGCUCGCUGUUUCUGAUUGGGCGGUUUGGAGCCGUUACGAACUAAUCAACAAGUGCCUGAUGUAGAGGAUUUCUUAUGGACACCGUAGAGGGGACGGGGUGGGGGUAUCAGGUUGGGACUAUUUUAACUCAUCUAUGCUGUUGAAUUAACUGCAAGAAAACAGGUUUUAGUUGAUUUGUGUUUGUUCAUUUCGUCUCCGUAGAGAAGAUUGUUUCUCAAUGGACUGAGCUUUACUGGGGUUUAUAUUUCACAGUUUGCUUUUUGUCCCAAGACGUCUCUCUGUUAACAGUUGAACUGUUUCUGUGAUCAAAUUCAAGUUUCUCAAACAUCAGAUUGGAGAAAAGUAGCCGGUUCUGUAAUCAGGUUUCAGUUGUUCUGUGUGUUAUUUACCUGGUUGGUUAAGUGCCUCCUAAUUGUCUCUUUACAUGUUUUAUGUAUUUGUGACGGAACGAUAAAGAAAUUACGAUAACUUUAAGCGAAGAGAUGCUUUGCACCAGAUUUAGCUGCUAGCUACACGUCUGCGCUCCCUAAGCAGGUAAACACAAAUUCUACAAGACAACAAUAAAUACUGAUCCGAUAGGCAGCAGCUACAAUAUUCUAACAUUAUCCUCUUAUUGCCCAGUAAGUCACCCACUUUACCUCCAGUGCUAACAGGCCAUGUUAGCCUCCCAGCCCAGCUGCCUACAUAAAGCACAAUAUAAAAUGAUUUUAAACAAACAAUGAAACAAAGAUGAUCGGAGGACAGGAAGCAAAGACUCCAACAGACUUUAAACCUGCGUCAUCAUUCAGAUUUUAAUGUUUCUAUUAUCUCUUCCCAGUUCAGAACUUUACAAACAAAGUUAUUUAUGUAAAGUUUUUGCAUGUUUUUUUUUUCCAUUAAUCAUGAGAUGUAUCAUUUUGUUUAAUUUCAUAGAGCCAUAGACGCGUUCUACUGUUACGUAUAAAGAUUAACGUUUGUUCUCGGUGAGUCGUAUGCAGUUAUUGUAACAGUAUUAAGCUUAAACUGAUGUUGCUCUGUAUUUGAGAAGGUUGAUUAAAGAAUAACAGUUUAUGUAAGACAGAGAGUUAUUAUAUUUCUGAGUCAAUGUAUUUUUGGUUUAGUUGUCAGGUUUCUGGAUCUUGUGAUUGGUCGUGUUGUCGAGGGAUUCGAGUUGUAGAUUGAAAAGAGAUUUUAUUUUGAAGACUGACAGCUGUGUCCCACUCUGUGUUCUUUUUAUUUGUUUAGUUUGGAUUGAUCUUCCUCCAUUUGUAAUAUCGUUAAGCUAAUUUAAGUCGAACUGGAUGCCAUCUGUUGCAGAGACUGAUUUGAUACCAGAAACACAGCAGCUCAGUCCAUUUGAAGUUGAGUUUGAAUUCAUUUAUACGUUCGAUUUCUUACAUUUGUUUCAUUGCUGGAGAUCAGUUCUAUAAAGGGAAGUCCUGUCAUUUGGAAUAAGGGUGUGCCUCAUUUAUUCACCUGUGGAUAAAAUCUUUAAACUAAUUUAGCCAAAAUUCAAGCACACUUUGAACAUUUCCAGAUGUCUUGUAAACCUUUUGAGUUGAGUGUUUCUGAGGCCUUCAGGUCUGCGAGGAGUAAAAACAGGCCUCCCUCUACGCCUCUGACCGGGAUAUGUCUAAAAAAUAAAAUCAAGGAAGUAAUUUAUUUUUUACUUGGUAUUGAUUUUCUCAGAACAAUAAAACUGAAGUACAACCUU
Dicentrarchus labrax (European seabass) is the source of this 7499-nucleotide messenger RNA. Its product is annotated as collagen alpha-1(XIV) chain. Gene Ontology annotation, cellular component: interstitial matrix. Gene Ontology annotation, molecular function: protein binding. The coding region runs from base 167 to 5779 and encodes 1870 amino acids. The transcript has 48 exons. The record is from RefSeq and is a predicted model, not a curated record. NCBI's taxonomy places the organism in Eukaryota, Metazoa, Chordata, Actinopteri, Moronidae.